This is a messenger RNA of Oncorhynchus masou masou (cherry salmon), 603 nucleotides long. RefSeq names its product integrin alpha-11-like. Gene Ontology annotation, cellular component: integrin complex; external side of plasma membrane. NCBI's taxonomy places the organism in Eukaryota, Metazoa, Chordata, Actinopteri, Salmoniformes, Salmonidae. The record is from RefSeq and is a predicted model, not a curated record. The transcript has 5 exons. Gene Ontology annotation, biological process: cell-matrix adhesion; cell adhesion mediated by integrin; cell-cell adhesion. The annotation marks the transcript as partial. Gene Ontology annotation, molecular function: integrin binding.
AUAGUGUGUCUAAACGUCACUGCCCGGACAGCCAUACUUCCUACACAGGAAGUGGCUAUCACUUACAACACCACCAUUGGGGAGCGCCGAUUCAACCCCAGAGCCAUAAUGGACGACCCUGAUAAACUGCUGUUUCGAAACCUGACCCUGCUUUCUGGAGAGGAGACCUGUCAACACAUCUACUUCCAUGUCAUGGAGACCACGGACUAUGUGAGGCCCAUCGUGUUCACUGUGGCAGUGGCACUGCAGGAUCCCGACCAGGGCCCUGCGCUGGACGACACCUGGCCCACCACCUUCAGGACUGAGCUUCCCUUCUGGAAUGGCUGUGAUGAGGACGACCGCUGUACACCAGGCCUGUCCUUACAGAGUACAACUGACCUGCUGUCUUGGAGGCAGUUCUGUGGGAAUGCAGUCCACUCCAGGGGUGCGAUGUGUCGACGUCUGUCCGAAGGAGGGGCGGAGGGGUCAGAGCGAGUGAUGGAGGGAUCGAGGAGGAGGAUGGUGGUGGACGUUCGUCUGGAGAAUAGAGGAGAAAACGCCUACGGAGCCCGCCUCAACAUCACCUACACUCCUAACCUUCGAUUCUCUAGUCUCAUAGUCAAG